Molecule: messenger RNA, 1182 nt
Organism: Rhizoctonia solani
Lineage: Eukaryota; Fungi; Basidiomycota; Agaricomycetes; Cantharellales; Ceratobasidiaceae
Product: cyanovirin-N
Exons: 4
Coding region: 1-1182 (393 amino acids)
Source: RefSeq, a predicted model, not a curated record
AUGGAUAAUUUACAAGUCUUCGAGUUACCAGAUCCCCACCUCCACACAACUCCAGGCCUACAACCACCGGACGCAACGGACUCUCUGAGCGAUCAAAUAGACAAGCUUUUACGAACAUACUACCUAGUCGUCCGAGCACUCGCCACGGGCCACAACCCGAGUCCCAUAUCGGGACAUGGCCGACCAAGGCUCCCGCGCGAACUCAUAUACAUGAUAUGUUCGUUUGCGGGGUUUGGUCUGCCCAACGAAGCAGCAAGCAUGGUUACCGAUAAACCAAUAUUCGUGUCGUCCCGUGAUCCGACGCGCGUCUCGAAGCGGUGGCUUUGUACCGAGCGCUUGACCCGUAAAGAACUUAAAAACAUCGUAGCAGCUCAAAUCAUAACAGAAUCGCAUGAUCAAGGCUGGGCUGAUCGUCGUGAUAUCUGGUGGCGCUCAUGGUUCAGCUUACGAAUCAGUGGACGAGAUGAGCAUAGUUUGAACAGAAACGUAGAUCGAGAACGAGAAUGGAAAAGUCACUCGAACCAACUUGCAGACUACACAACCCGACGUCUCUAUGGGCUACUUUUCGACUCGAGCCACGAGAUAUGGAAGUAUCUUGAUGAAGGCGAUCGUCUCGAGGUCAUGGUCCAUGCUCAGUUCCGCGGCUGGGAAAAUCAUGGUGAACGAGGGAUUCUUAGGAUAUUCACAAGGUGGUGUCCGUCUGAAGAGUUUCUGAACAUCGUCUGUGGGGUUUCUAUUCCUCGGAUUACUAUUGCGCCUCCGGCCGAGUCCCAAACCCCGCAUAUACCCCCGCCAAUCAAUGUGUCUUUUGCGGCUUCUGCAAAACUUGAUUCCAUUCAUCUCAGGGAUGGACAUGUUCUCGUCGCAAAGCUACUAAAAAACGGCGAGUGGAACGAUACGUCGUUUGAGCUAGACAACUGUCUCGGUAACCUGGACGGAAAGUUCGGAUGGGGAUCGAAGGGAUUCUCGGCAUCUGCGAAAAAUACAAGGCUUGAUGUAUCGCAUGCGCCCGCUAUGGUUCUUUUGGGUUCCAUGUUGAGAAAGGAGGACGGUUCCUAUGACUGGGAUAUUAUUAACUUGAACGAGUGCGUCGUAAAUGUUGAUGGAGAGUUCAAGCUUGCACCAUCCAAGUAUCAUACUAGCCGUGACUACCCUGGUCUAUCAAAGGCCGCGUACCAUUGA